AUGCCUGUGGAAGGGAAAAGUGAUAUGGAGAGAAUUGGCCUCUUCAGUGAAAUGGGUUAUGUUACCAUUGGAGAUAAAUAUGUAUCACAUUAUAUGCGCCCUUGUAAUGAAGCCGCGACCAAGAACAGACAGAUGUUACCUGGGGGCACCAAAACAUUGUCAGCUCUGCAGGCAGGUUAUUUUGAGCCUCAGUUUGUGAGGAUUUUCGAUGGUGAAGCCUACUCAAACCCUGCUCAGCUAAGGAGACGCUAUAGAUUGGCAGAAUCAAAGAAAAAUUUGGACAAAGCUUUCCUUCCUAGUAAUGGAGACAAAUUGCCAUGUGGACUUGGCAGCUAUUAUGGAACCAUAGGAGGUUCAUGUGCCUACUUCAGUCCACAACUGAGAGCCAAGGAAAGAUACAUUCCUCCUGGAAAGAACUUUUAUACUAAUCCAGGAAAGAAAGGAACUGGAUAUGGUUAUGCAAACCUUACCAUAGGUAAACAAUAUCUGCAUGAACCUGAUGGGUAUGAAGUAGAAAGAAUAAAUGCAAAGAAAGCGCGAGAGAAACACAAACAGUUGGUUAAAGGAGGGCCUUUCAAGUUAAAGCUAUAUCCCCAGCAGUAUUUUGACAUGAAUCCCUACUUUAGUGACAAACCUUUGCCGCCUGUGAAGAAACCACCUCCAGAGAAGCCAGUUGCACCACCUUUCAAACCAAGUUCUCCUGCUAAAAAGCCAGGGGGCAUGAAAGGAGGCACAUUUGAUCCUUACCCAAGCCAUUCUGCUGACCCUUAUGUAAUUAAAAAAUCUAAGGCUGCCACAACUGAUAAACUUGUUUUUCAUCCUCCUCCUGGACCAAAAAGCAGGCCUGUUACAAGCAUAAUAACUUUAAAUGUCACAAGAUCAUUAAAUGUAAAGAACUACAAGACUGCACAGCAGCCAUCUUAUUAA
This is a messenger RNA of Leptosomus discolor (cuckoo roller), 927 nucleotides long. RefSeq names its product cilia and flagella associated protein 96 (gene CFAP96). Gene Ontology annotation, cellular component: centrosome; cytoplasmic microtubule. Lineage: Eukaryota; Metazoa; Chordata; Aves; Leptosomiformes; Leptosomidae. The record is from RefSeq and is a predicted model, not a curated record.